Molecule: messenger RNA, 543 nt
Organism: Lactuca sativa (garden lettuce)
Lineage: Eukaryota; Viridiplantae; Streptophyta; Magnoliopsida; Asterales; Asteraceae
Product: epoxide hydrolase 1
Molecular function (GO): catalytic activity
Source: RefSeq, a predicted model, not a curated record
AUGGCUUUUGGAACUAAACUCACACCAUCAUUGGAGAAACCAACAGCUGAUACAACACUCUAUCGACAGAUGAUUGGAUCUCUGAUUGUGAUUCUCGAUGGCAAAGCUAAGAAAUUCUUGAUGCACCGUGAUAUCAAUCCAAUUUACUUCCCCAAAGGUAAGCCCUUUGGAGAUGCACACGAUACUCCUGUCAUGUUGCCAUCAUGGUUAUCUGAACAAGAUGUUGAUUAUUACACCAAAAAGUUCGAGCAAACUGGGUUCACAGGAGGAAUAAACUACUACCGUUCUAUGGACCUAAACUGGGAACUGGAAGCACCAUGGACAUAUGCUAAAGUAAGUGUACCAGUGAAAUUCAUUGUUGGGGAGUUAGAUUUGGUGUAUCAUAACCCAUGGGUCAAGGAAUACAUAAAUGGUGGUGGAUUCAAGAAAUAUGUGCCUUUGUUGGAUGAAGUUGUGGUGAUCCAAGGUGCAACUCAUUUCAUCACUCAAGAAACACUAGACAAGGUCAACAAACACAUUUAUGACUUCCUCCAGAAGUUCUAA